GAAAGACCAGCGCUUUUCUCAGAACAGGUGCCCUUAACCAACAUGGCUAUUAUAGACUGCCCCCUCCCCCAUUUCUGCUAGUUCUCACUUCUCAUUGGUCUUGGAGAUCACGGGGAAUAGUCAGCCGAUCUAGGGAAAGCAAUCGGCCGAACGCGCCGAGGAAGGGUUUGUUGACGAAGGCUUUACGUGCGCUUCUCGGUACAUGCCUGAUCUGACUUGAAUAUUUCACACUGUUGUACUUCUUGCUGCACUGUACGUUUAUGACAAGAUGAAAGAACAUCAUGUUCUUCAGCCUUUUGAGGAAAGAGAUGCUCACAUUUUGAAGUGAUUGUAUUGAGUCUUCUGACAAGAUUAAUGAAACAGCUCAGUUUACCAGUAACUUCUAUCCCCUCUUGUCCCAAGAUUUGACAAGAUUUUCAAUAUUCUUUUAUACUGUGAAUGACACUUGUUCCUGGGUUAUUGCAUUAGAAACCUCUCUUGCAAUUUUAACGUUUUCUGGUGAUAUGGCACUUUUCUGCCAAACUACCAAUUGGGUAUUACCAACUUCAUUAAAGACGUAUCAGAUGUUCUAUCCUAUUCUGAAUCCUUGCCAAUUACCUGCUGUUUUGGGGUGCUUAAUUUGUACAACAUCAUCUUGGUCUGCAAAACCCAUAGAUCCCAAAGCAAUCUGUAAGGGAACUACGAAGUUAAAAUCUACAGAAAAAGAGGACGAUAUAAGGCAAGGCAGAGCUGGGAGAUACAAUUUCUCUCCCCGCCCUUUCAACCUGUUUGCUGCUGGAGCUUCCAAAAUGAGAUCGAAUCAAGAGUCUCUUACAGAUAUCAAGAAACCCACUUCUUCUAAAAAGUUCAUCCUCUGUCCUCCAGAAAAACCUUUGAGUGUGGAGGAGUGGGGAAAGAUGAUAGCAGAAUUUGAAACAAUUAGAAAGUUUGAAGAGGUAAUGUUUGACCAAAUGAUUGCUCAUAAUAGUCCCAUAGAUGUGGCUAAGUCCUUGCUUGUUGCCGUUGCUGAUCGACAGGGGGAUAUUGCGUAUUCUCUCUUGGUGAAAUACUUAACUCUGUGUGUUUCUCAGAAGGAGGUGGAAGAGAUAUAUGAUAUCCAUGACAUUAUGAAAACCAGAUAUAAGGUUUUAGAAACGGCAGCUUAUAGUCUCCUGAUCAGAGGUCUGAGCGGUUCUCAGCGCUGGAAGGAGGCAUUGUCCCUGCUGGAGGAGAUUAAAAAAGUCAUGACCCCUUCAAAAGGAAACUAUGGAGAUUGCAUCAAAGGGGCCCUUAUUAACCAGGACAUAAAUCUAGCAUGCGAACUGUUUUAUGAGAUGGUUGUAAAGGAUUUGAUGCCAAACCUGGAUACCAUACAAGCUUUCUUUGACAUUGGCAAAAGUGUGAGGGAUGAUCAAUGGAAAACCAAACUCAUUCAUAUCCUCUCCUAUUUAAGAGAUAAUCAAGUAUAUCCUGGAGAAGCACUAAUGCAGAGCAUAAACCAAUGGUUUGAAAGUCUUCCUGGAGAGAACUGGAAAGGAAACUUAACUACCUUAAAAAAUAGUGGACAGUGCCCUUCUUGUGAUCAGUACUUGGAAAAGAUUAAUCUUAGCCCUGAAGAGUAUGACUUUCUCAAGCAAAAAAUAAUAAAGGAUGUGAUACAAGGGACAGAUACAUUUAGGAAAACAAACCCAGAGGAGCUUCAAGAAUUUCAGACCUUUGUGAAUAAACGUCCUCCUUUCGAUAUUGUGAUAGAUGGGCUUAAUGUUGCCAAAAUUUCCCCCAGAUAUAAUCCCUCUCAAACUCUGCUAGAUGUUGUCCUCCACUUGGCAAAUCAUAAUUUGCGACUGCUUGUGCUGGGGCGUAAACACAUGCUGCAAGGAUCUCGCCUUUGGGACCAAAAAAAAAUGGCUGUUAUGCAGAAAAAAGCAGAUUUCUUCUUUACUGAAAAUGUGUCUGAAGAUGAUCCCUUCCUGCUGUAUGCCACUCUUCACUCAGGCAGUCACUGUAGGUUUGUUACCAGAGAUUUGUUACGCGAUCACAAAGCUUGCCUUCCUGACAGCCUCACUCGACGCCUGUUCUUUAAAUGGCAACGUGGACAUCAGAUGGUGCUUUCUAAUUAUGUUCCUGGAAAGAAGAUGAAGUUUGAGCCUGUACUGAAUUACGACACCAUUGUGCAAACUACAGGUAGCACAUGGCAUAUUCCAUAUGAUGACUCUCUUUUGAAAAGAUCUUCUUAUGAAGUACCAACCACAUGGCUUUGUCUGCAACAGAAAUAAAGGAUUCACUUUUCUAAACUGA
Heteronotia binoei (common prickly gecko) is the source of this 2277-nucleotide messenger RNA. RefSeq names its product protein only RNase P catalytic subunit (gene PRORP). Gene Ontology annotation, molecular function: protein binding; ribonuclease P activity. The coding region runs from base 504 to 2255 and encodes 583 amino acids. The record is from RefSeq and is a predicted model, not a curated record. Gene Ontology annotation, cellular component: mitochondrial ribonuclease P complex; mitochondrion. Gene Ontology annotation, biological process: mitochondrial tRNA 5'-end processing; tRNA 5'-leader removal. NCBI's taxonomy places the organism in Eukaryota, Metazoa, Chordata, Lepidosauria, Squamata, Gekkonidae. The transcript is spliced from 8 exons.